AUGCCCACCUGGGACACUCCAAUACACCAGCUUCCCGUUGAACUGCUCGCCAAAGUCUUCACCACCGUCGCCCAGGACGCCCCCUCGCCGCCAUCUCCCGCUUCAUGGCUACAACUCCUUCUCGUUUGCCGGCAUUGGAAGGAGGUGGCUUCAACAUGGGGUCCCCUCUGGCGCGUCAUUCACGUGAGCACGAACUUGGACUGGCUUCGUCUUUGCAUCAAGCGUUCGUCCCGAUCAUCUUCCAUCGAUGUUCACAUCAACGCCCUCCCCGCGGCCACGAUUGAAGUCGCCAUCCCGCAUAUCAUCACCCAGGCUCCCCGCGUCCGGGCGCUACACGUGACCGGGUACGCAGAGCCAUCCCAGAUGCUUUCCGCGCUCCUCGCUUGCUAUGAGCUACCCCUUCUCGAAGAGCUCUCCAUCCUCCCCCCUGGACGCCGCUCAGAAAGAGAGUACCAAUACAUGCUCAGCACCGCUCGCCACCCCCGCAUCCGGGCGCUCGCGCUUAGCGGCGCGACUGUUCCUCGCGAUAGCGGCUUCUUCGCCAACAUGCGUUCGCUCCGCCUCCACGACCACUGUUGCGAGCUGAGCAAACUCUCCUUCCUGGACCUCCUCGACGCGCUCGAGGCCGCGGCUCCGGUGCUCGAAGAACUCGACCUCUCUCGCUUCACCCCCUACGUCAACCCCGCCGGGCCCUCGGAAGAGACGGCGCAAGCGUUGCACUCGCACGCGCCCCUGCACUUCCUGCGCCUCCGCCGGUUCUGCGCCGAGAACUCGUCCGCCGCGGUCCUCCCGCUCAUGUACCACAUCCGCGGGCUCCCGGCGGACGUGACGCUGCACAUCCGCUGUGGGCUGCACCCUCUGGAUGCGGAGCGGCAUCGCACGCGCGCGCUCGAAGCGCUCGUGCCCUUCCACCUCCGGUACGCCCUCGGCCCGGCCCAAACUCUUGUCGCCACGUUCACCCGCAACCGGUUCUCCGCGCGCGCGAUCGUCUCCUCCCCCGCCUUCGCGCACCCGGAACGCACCACCAUCGAGCUGCACAACCUCACCCCCGACACCGCCCCGCGACUCGCGAUCCUCCCCACGCUCUUCGCCGUCGCCGCCCCGCACCUCGCCGCGCUCCACGUCCAGACGGACCGGCCCUCCGUGCAGGGCGACUGGGACGCGCUCCUGUCCACGUUCCCGGCGCUCACCCACCUGCGCGUCGAGGGCGCGCGCUACGCCCCGCUCGUCGCGCGCGCCCUCCUCGCGGCCGAGGGCCCCGUCGUCCGCCCGCACUACCGCGCCGGGGCCGGGGGAGACCGUGCGACCGCGGUCAUCGUGCGCUGCCCCGUGCUCGCAGAGCUCCGGCUCGACUGGGAGAACGAGCCGCCCGAUUCCAGGGGCGCGCUCCGCAAAUGGCUGGGAGAGGGCCUGCGCUCGCGCGCGGGGCACGCGCCGAAGCUGCGCCUGUUUGGGAUCUACAGGCUCCCGGGGAUGCGCGAAGGGGGGCUCCGGGACGCGUUCAAGUGGCUCGUCGAGGAGGGCCUGGUGGACGCGCUCGAAGUGAUGGGUUACCCGGCGAUGCAAGCUGCGCUGGGCGCGGUAAUCAAUGGUGUGGGCGGUGGCGGCGGAGAGCGAUGA
This is a messenger RNA of Epithele typhae, 1620 nucleotides long. RefSeq lists its product as uncharacterized. The record is from RefSeq and is a predicted model, not a curated record. Bases 1 to 1620 code for a protein of 539 amino acids. The transcript has a single exon. Lineage: Eukaryota; Fungi; Basidiomycota; Agaricomycetes; Polyporales; Epitheliaceae. Gene Ontology annotation, molecular function: protein binding.